Messenger RNA from Neocloeon triangulifer, 2002 nucleotides. RefSeq names its product protein draper-like. The record is from RefSeq and is a predicted model, not a curated record. Bases 94 to 1914 code for a protein of 606 amino acids. NCBI's taxonomy places the organism in Eukaryota, Metazoa, Arthropoda, Insecta, Ephemeroptera, Baetidae. The transcript has 15 exons.
CGGAAAAGAUAACAACACCGCGAUGGUCACUCACACCUGGCACAAAAUUCUGCUUUUAUUCAUUGCUCGGCAAUCAUAAAAUCAACACCAACCAUGAAAUCAUCGCUAUUGCAAAUUGUUGUUCACUUUUUCCUCAUUUCCUAUUCCGCUUCAACAGACCUAUCUGGGGUUCGUUGUGAGAGAAAUGAAGACUGCACCUUAAUUACCGACGCCACUUGCAAUUUAAAUUUAAAAUUAUGUGAAUGUGCCGGUUACCAGGUUCUAAACUCCACGAUGCAAAGCUGUUUGCCAGUGCCGUCUGGUGCUGGCGGAACUUGCAAAGAAGACGUGCAAUGUUCUGCAGUUCUUUUGAACGGCGGAACGUGCACGAGUGGGAAAUGCGGUUGCGUCGACGGAAUGCACUACCUGAAGGGCAGAUGCUGGCCCUCGAAAAUGUUGGGUAGCACUUGCGAUUUUGACGAGGAGUGCGUGUCAGUCCUGGAGGCAAAUGCGGUUCAGUGCAUUGAAAACAAAUGCCAGUGCUCACCUGGAUUUUACCAAAGAGAGUACUCAGAUUGUAGGAAAAAAGCCGAGAAUGUCGGUGAACCAUGCGCUUUGAACUCAGAUUGCGUGUUUGAAGGAUCAUUUUGCAACACGAAGACAAAGGUUUGCGAAUGCAUUUCGGGUGCUGGACAAGAAAUUUGCAAUCUCAAAAAUAAAGUUACGAAAGAUUUCUUGCCUGCAAAUUAUACAAGACCCCUGACCACCUCAGAUAUGGGAAAAGAGCUUGGGUCGCCGUGCACCCCAUCAGGUGCGGAAUGCGGCAUCGCAAACUCCGAGUGCUCAGCCCUUGGUUAUUGUGUGUGCAAAAACGGUUUUUUCAAGCCCGCAGGCGAAGAAAAAUGCGUACCAGAAAUCGGUGGGCCCUGCGUCCAGAACGCGGACUGCGCCGCCAUCAACGGUUCAAAUUGCGACGGCACCAUGUGUGUCUGCGGCGUGGGGACGGCGGCGUCGGUCACAAAACAGGAGUGCCUAACACAAAUCACAUUGAUCAAUAACAAAUGCAACGAGACCUCCCAGUGCACCCUUUUCGGAGCGCGAGCCCAGUGCAGGUUGAACGGCAACACAAAAACCUGCAAAUGUGACGAUUUUUCGCGAGUAUUUAAAGAAGACAGCAUUUGCUGGAUCGCAAAAUGGCCUGGUGAGCAGUGCGCUGAUGCCAGGGAUUGCAGUGCCACAUCUGGAGACACAUAUGUUUCUUGCGUCGAAGGCACGUGUUCUUGCAUAAACGGUUAUCACCCGAGUAGUGACAAAAAAGAUUGCUAUCUUGACGUCCCAAAUCUUGGCGGAGUUUGCAAAGAAAAUGGUGAUUGCGAAGUGCAAUUUUCCGUUUGCGACUCAAAAUCGAAAAAAUGCGCUUGCCAGCCGGGAUACUACAAAGUCGGCAACGCCUGUCGCUUAGGGGUUGGCGGGCCGUGCUCUGUACAGGACGACUGCGCCACGGCUGCCGAUGCAGUGUGCACGGCAAACAAAUGCCAGUGCCCGUCUGGAUGGACGGCUAAUUUGGCCACAUCAGCCUGUUUGCCAAUUGGUGGUGGCUUGGACGCGUUGUGUUCAGAGAACCAACAGUGCACGCCGUCGCUAGGCGAGUUCGGCGAGUGCUCGGAGGAGCAGUGCCGGUGUCGCAAGAGGCAUCACUUGGUGGACGGCACGUGCACCCCUUCGAAGGGCCUGGGCGACGACUGCACCAAAGGCUCCGAGUGUUUCCUCCCCGUCAGCAGCGAGGGGGUAAUAUGCCGCAAUAACAAGUGCUCCUGCGAUUACGGUCUCGUGCCUGCGGAAAACAAUGACUACUGCUCCGGUUCAGCCGCCCUACAGACCGCCCGGUUCGUCCUCGUCAACAUUGCCUUGCUCGUCAGCGUCUUACUCAGAUGAGAGUGAAAGAUGGAAUCCUUCUUACAAUGUACAAUUUAGGCUUAAAAUAACUCAUAGAAAAGAUAAUUAAAUAUAAAUUAAUUAAUCA